GUGAAUGCAGUUACAUAACUGGGUAGGGCAGCCAGCUCAGAAUAAAAGGCCCAGCUCAAUCAAGGCUGAAGUUGGGACAAAGACAGUUGGGCCGGGCCAUGGAGCUCAGCGUCGUUCUCCUCCUUGCUGUCCUCACGGGACUCCUGCUUCUGCUGGCCAGGGACCACCCGAAGGCCCAUGGCCGCCUCCCGCCAGGCCCCCGUCCUCUGGCCUUCUUGGGGAAUAUUCUGCAGAUGGACAGAAGAGGCUUACUCAAAUCCUUCCUGAGGCUCCGAGAGAAAUACGGGGAUGUCUUCACGGUGUACCUGGGGCCAAGGCCUGUGGUCAUGCUGUGUGGGAUAGAGACCAUACGGGAGGCCCUGGUGGACCAAGCUGAGGCCUUCUCUGGCCGCGGGAGAGUCUCUACCGUAGAACGAAUCUUCCAAGGACAUGGUGUGAUCUUUGCCAACGGGGAACGCUGGAAGCUCCUUCGGCGAUUCUCUCUGGCCACCAUGAAGAACUUCGGGAUGGGGAAGCGGAGUAUAGAGGAGCGGAUUCAGGAGGAGUCUCAGUGUGUGGUAGAGGAACUGCGGAAAACCCAGGGAGCCUUCCAGGACCCCACCUUCCUUUUCCACUCCAUGACUGCCAACAUCAUCUGCACCAUUGUCUUUGGAACACGCUUUAGCUACAAAGAUCCCAAGUUCCUGCGGUUGCUGGACUUGUUCUACCAGACCUUCACGCUCCUCAGCUCCUUCUCCAGCCAGGUGUUCGAGCUUUUCUACAACUUCUUGAAGUACUUUCCAGGUACACACAAGCAAAUCUACAAAAACGUGCAGGAAAUCAUAGCCUUCAUUGAGGACGCUGUGGAGAAGCACCGUGAAACCCUGGACCCCAGCACCCCUCGGGACUUCAUAGAUGCCUACCUGAUCCGCAUGGACAAAGUGGGGGAGAAGUCCGACCCCAACAGCGAAUUCCACCAUCGGAACCUCAUCUGCACGGUGCUCUCCCUCUUCUUCGCCGGCACGGAGACCACCAGCAGCACGCUCCGCUAUGGUUUCCAGCUCAUGCUCAAGUACCCUCACAUCACAGAGAGAGUCUACAAGGAGAUUGACCAGGUGAUUGGCCCACACCGCCUUCCAUCCCUUGAUGAUCGAGCCAAAAUGCUAUACACUGACGCAGUCAUCCAUGAGAUUCAGAGAUUCAGUGACCUCCUCCCCAUUGGCAUUCCCCACAUGGUCACCAAAGACACUCACUUCAGAGGGUACUUCAUGCCCAAGGGCACUGAAGUAUAUCCCCUCCUGCACUCUGCUCUCAAUGACCCACAUUACUUUGAAAAACCAGAUGCCUUCAACCCUGACCACUUUCUGGAUGCCAAUGGGGCACUGAAGAAGAAUGACGCUUUUAUCCCCUUCUCCAUGGGGAAGCGCAUUUGUCUUGGUGAAGGCAUCGCCCACAUGGAAUUAUUCCUCUUCUUCACCACCAUCCUCCAGAACUUCUCUGUGGCCAGCCCUGUGGCCCCCGAGGACAUCGACCUCACACCCCAGGAGAGUGGCAUAGGAAGAGUGCCCCCAGUAUACCAGAUCAGCUUUCGGUCCCGCAGAGGGGACUGAGAGAAGGGCCUCAAAGGAUCCCAGGAUCAGGAAGUAUUCCCAGCUCUGCAGAAGCCAGUUCCUUGACUGGCCCUGGGUCUUCCUGCUGCUGAGAGACCCACCACAAGCCAGUGUCUCCCCCCUCCUCGGUUGCUGCCUCUGUGGGAGAGUCCUUUCUGCAGCCUCAUCUCAGACCAUCACUCUGCAGCUCUUGCAUAGACUCAUGGAAGUGUUUUCCUUUCCUUUGUUAACAGAGUUCCCAGUGUGGUGUAUAUAUAGAAGCUGGGGGCUAAGACGGGAGACUUGACUCAGAUGCUCUUUGCAUUUGUGCCUCCCAGGCCACAGCUUCCCCCAGGGACUUCUCCCUUCCUCAGAACAACCACAGUCUCCAUUUAGCAAAUGUUUGCGCUCCAUGAUCUGUGCAUACGUGACCUCCCUGGAAUCCUCCUUCCAGUAGUCCCAUGGGGCGGAUACAAUGAUCAUGCCCAUUUUACACAUGAGUAAACAAAGGCUAGACAAUGGCAUCAGUUGUCUGAAGUCCUAUCAUAUGGCUCGCAGUGGGGGAGCAAGGUUCACACUCUCUCCCUGGCUCUCCACCUCAAAUUCUUCACCUAGUCAUACCCCCCCUCCAAUAUAUUUUCAAAUUACUGUGAAAUUCAUAUAACAUAAAACUAAGUGUUUUCCCUUUUUAAAAAUUUACUUAGAGAGGGAGGGAGAGAGAGAGAGAGAGAGAAUGCAAGUGGGGGAGGAGCAGAGAGAGGGGGAGACAGAACCUGAAGGGGGCUGGAACUCACAGACCUCGAGGUCAUGCAUGACCUGAGUGAAAGUCAGGUGCUUAACCAACUGAGCCACCCAGGCACUCCAGAACUAAGUGUUUUAAAGUGCAUGAUUUGGUGGCAUUGGCUCAUUCACAAUGUUGUGUAACCACCACCACUAUCUAGUUCCAAACAUUUUCAUCACCCAAGAAGAAAACUCCGUACCCACUAGCAGUCACUCCCCAUUCCCCCUCCCCCUCAGCUCCUGGCAACCACCAAUCUGCUUUUGGUCUUUAUGUAUUUGCCUAUUCCGUGUGAUUCAUGCAAAUGGAAUCAUACAAUACGUGCUCUUUUGUGUCCGGCUUCUUUCACUUGG
Molecule: messenger RNA, 2699 nt
Organism: Panthera uncia (snow leopard)
Lineage: Eukaryota; Metazoa; Chordata; Mammalia; Carnivora; Felidae
Product: cytochrome P450 2B11-like
Exons: 9
Coding region: 99-1589 (496 amino acids)
Biological process (GO): xenobiotic metabolic process
Cellular component (GO): cytoplasm; intracellular membrane-bounded organelle
Molecular function (GO): oxidoreductase activity, acting on paired donors, with incorporation or reduction of molecular oxygen, reduced flavin or flavoprotein as one donor, and incorporation of one atom of oxygen; heme binding; iron ion binding
Source: RefSeq, a predicted model, not a curated record